Messenger RNA from Adineta ricciae, 339 nucleotides. The record is from the annotation of a GenBank genome assembly. Lineage: Eukaryota; Metazoa; Rotifera; Eurotatoria; Adinetida; Adinetidae.
AUGAUCACAGAUAUUUCAUAUAAAAGUUCAACAUCAAUAUCAGCAUCAACAAUACAUCCCAGAUGUGAAGAAUUAACAUUUGUAUUAGCAGGUAUUUAUGAAAUUUUCUCAAAUGCUUUCUCAAUUGGUAUUGGUGACUUUAAUAAUGAUAAAAAUCUAGAUAUAAUUAUUUCUAAUUGGAAUAAUAAUCAAUUUGAUUUAUUUUUCGGUUAUGGAAAUGGAAGUUUUGGUUCACAUAAAAUUUAUUCAACAAUUGGUCUUAUCUAUUUUAUUGCUGUUGAUAAUACUAAUAAUGAUAUUAUUAUUCUCAUCAUGAAACUAAUCAAGUUGGUCUUUUAA